Setaria italica (foxtail millet) is the source of this 1489-nucleotide messenger RNA. RefSeq names its product probable plastid-lipid-associated protein 7, chloroplastic. The coding region runs from base 260 to 1060 and encodes 266 amino acids. The record is from RefSeq and is a predicted model, not a curated record. NCBI's taxonomy places the organism in Eukaryota, Viridiplantae, Streptophyta, Magnoliopsida, Poales, Poaceae. The transcript is spliced from 6 exons.
CUGACGCAAGUACGCAACGCUCACUUGCAGGCUUGCAGCUGCUGGCUUCGAUGCUCUGCUCUGCUCGUUCACCGGUCACAGCCCGCAACGUUAUCCUCGCGGAUGUGGCCAGAGUUGUGCAACCAGAGGCCGCCACCCACGUAUUAGCGCCUCCUGGCGAGCAGCAGCAGCAGCAGCAGCAGGGGAGCAUGGAGCUGAGGCCGCCGCCCUGUGACCUCCGCCGCCGCGCUCUCUAGCCAUCCAUCCAGCCUUCCUCGCCAUGGCAGCCACCGUCCUCCUCCCUCCGGCGCACUGCCACGGCCACCGCGCCGCGGCGUCUGCGGCGACGACGAGCGGGAGAGGACCAGGCGCCCUCUCGCAUUGUGCCCUCCCUCCACCGCGCCGGCAGCGCCGGGGAUCGCGCGCCGUGAGGGCGGCCGCGCCUCCCGAGCAGAGCCGCGGCGUGUCUCUCGCGGGUGACUCCGGGCAGGCGAGCGCGGGCGACGCCAAGGCCGCACUGUACCGAGCUCUGGACGGCGUGGACAGGGGGAUAUUCGGGAUGACGUCCGCGCAGCGAUCGGAGAUCCACGGCCUGGUGGAGCUGCUCGAGGCCCGGAACCCCACGCCGGAGCCCACCGCCGCGCUGCAGGACAAGGUGGACGGCUGCUGGAAGCUCAUCUACAGCACCAUCUCGAUCCUGGGGAAGAAGAGGACCAAGCUGGGGCUCCGAGAUUUCAUCAGCUUAGGGGACUUCCUCCAGAUAAUUGACGUCAAAGAGGAAAAGGCGGUAAAUGUGAUAAAGUUCAGCGCGAGAGCAUUGAAGAUAUUGUCGGGGAAGUUCACUAUUGAAGCUUCAUACAGUGUCACUAGCAAAACAAGAGUUGAUAUCAAGCUUGAGAGUUCAACUAUCACCCCAGAACAGCUGAUGAAUAUAUUUCAGAAGAACUACGAUAUGCUCCUGGCCAUAUUCAACCCAGAGGGUUGGCUAGAGAUAACAUACGUUGAUGAAUCUUUACGGAUCGGAAGAGAUGACAAGGAAAACAUCUUUGUGCUAGAGAGAGCAGACCCAUCAGAAGUUUGACAAGACCUUUUUUUUUGUAACUUUCUGACAAGGAGCGUGGCACUCCGAGAAGAUUAUUGCCUGCAUAUCCUACGGCUCACAUGGUUAUUACCAGCUCGAUCGGUGCAGCUCAGAGGCUGCACAACGUUCUUUCCGAAUUUUGAUGAGAACACAACAGUAUAUCCGUUCUCUGGAAAAAACAAUUACGCGAAGCUGGGCAUUUUCUACAUAGGGAAUUGAGAAUUGGUGAACCUUAUAGGAGGCAGACAGUACAGCUGUUGGAUAAAUUCUUCCCUCUUUGUUUUUUUUUUUUGGUGUCAAUCUUACACUGCUAGUGUUCAAGUAUUCUUCCUUGUAACCUUGCAGAAAAAUAGAACCAUUCUUCCUUGCAAGACAUGAUAUAAUGAGUGUACAGCUCGAAAACACACUUAUUCAAGUACUUUUUUGUUA